Messenger RNA from Equus quagga, 4192 nucleotides. It is a transcript of the gene ANGEL2, whose product is annotated as angel homolog 2. The coding region runs from base 401 to 1969 and encodes 522 amino acids. NCBI's taxonomy places the organism in Eukaryota, Metazoa, Chordata, Mammalia, Perissodactyla, Equidae. The transcript is spliced from 9 exons. The record is from RefSeq and is a predicted model, not a curated record. Gene Ontology annotation, biological process: 3'-UTR-mediated mRNA stabilization. Gene Ontology annotation, molecular function: mRNA 3'-UTR binding; 3'-5'-RNA exonuclease activity.
CGGGCGGCCCGGGGUAACCCGGGGCGGGGCGGACGGAGGAGGAAGAGGGUCGGGGCGGUGGUGCGGCCGGACGAGCCUCCGGAGACCCCGAGGGAUAGGUAAACCCGGCGCGUGGCCGGCGGGACGCUGGGCCCGUGGGCUGCGGGGCCCGGCGCGGAGCGCAUCGGCCGCCGGCCGGCCUCGUGCCUUCCGGACCGGGCUUGGCCGUGGAGCCCGGCCCACUUCCCCCAAUCCAGCCUCCUGGCCCGCCCGAGCCUCCCGGCCCCGGCUCCUCCCCGGGGGCUCGCCAUCCGCCGGGAGGCCGCCCGUCCGCAGUCGGUCCCGGGGCGGCCUGACCCGGAGCGGAGCGCGCGCCGUGCACACGCGCCCGGGGGGUUUGUUGUUUGUUGCUGUAUACCCCAUGUUACCCCAUCACCAGAAGAGUCUGGGCAGAGACUGGACUACACCGUGGGAGAAUCUGCAAAGGUGUUGCUGGAACAGACAUAUUUCUAGUUGUAUGAGGUGGCCUGGACAUUACUCUCGUGCUCCUUACCCGUACUUCAGUAGUAGGCAUUUUUCACUAAAUUGGAGACCGCCUUGUCUGUUUGAGUCUAGAACUCAGUUUCAGUACUGGAACUGGAGACCUGAGAACCUGAGCCAGACAUCUUUGAUUCAUCUCUCUAGUUACAUCAUGAACUCUGAGGGAGAUGAGCCUUCAUCAAAACGAAGAAAACACCAAGGCACGAUAAAACGGCAUUGGGAAUAUAUAUGUAACCGUAAUAAAGAAAAAAUGAAGAUCUUGGGAGACAAAAAUGUUGACUCCAAAUGUGAAGACAGUGAGAACAAGUUUGACUUUUCAGUGAUGUCCUAUAAUAUACUUUCACAAGAUUUAUUGGAAGACAAUUCACACCUCUAUAGACACUGCCGGCGGCCGGUAUUACACUGGAGUUUUAGGUUUCCCAAUAUUCUGAAAGAAAUUAAACACUUUGAUGCAGAUGUACUUUGUUUGCAAGAAGUUCAAGAAGAUCAUUAUGGAACAGAGAUCAGGCCAAGUUUGGAAUCAUUGGGUUAUCACUGUGAAUACAAGAUGCGGACUGGAAGGAAACCCGAUGGCUGUGCCAUUUGCUUCAAACAUUCCAAAUUUUCACUGUUAUCAGUGAACCCAGUGGAGUUCUUCCGCCCUGAUGUUCCGCUGUUGGACAGAGACAAUGUUGGAUUAGUGUUGCUCUUGCAGCCCAGAAUUCCAAGCACUGCCUCUCCUGCACUCUGCGUAGCAAACACACAUCUAUUGUAUAAUCCAAGGCGAGGUGAUAUUAAGCUGACCCAGUUGGCAAUGCUUCUGGCAGAGAUUUCCAGUGUUGCCCAUCAGAAAGAUGGCAGUUUCUGCCCUAUUGUUAUGUGUGGUGACUUUAAUUCUGUUCCUGGUUCUCCACUCUAUAGUUUUAUAAAGGAAGGAAAAUUGAAUUAUGAAGGACUUGCCAUAGGAAAGGUAUCUGGCCAGGAACAGUCUUCACGGGGACAAAGAAUUUUAUCUAUUCCAAUUUGGCCCCCAAACCUAGGUAUCUCUCAGAACUGUGUGUAUGAGGUACAGCAGGUACCAAAAGUAGAAAAGACAGAUGGUGAUCCAACACAGACACAGCUGGACAAAACAGAGGUCCUAGUGACACCUGAAAAAUUAUCUUCACAUUUACAGCACCAUUUCAGCUUAUCAUCGGUUUAUUCACAUUAUUUUCCUGACACUGGGAUUCCAGAAGUGACCACCUGUCAUUCUCGAAGCGCCAUAACUGUGGAUUAUAUUUUCUAUUCUGCUGAGAAGGAAGAUGUUGCUGAGAAGCCAGGAGCUGAAGUUGCUUUGGUUGGUGGCUUGAAACUUCUAGCUAGACUGUCACUUCUUACAGAACAAGACUUAUGGACCGUGAAUGGACUUCCAAAUGAAAAUAACUCUUCAGAUCAUCUGCCCUUAUUGGCUAAAUUCAGACUUGAGCUCUGACUCUUCUUUCAUUACAUAUAUACUUUUCUUUCCAAUUUAUAUUCUUUUUCAAAGAAUGCAAGGUUCUUAAGAGUUUGCAUGUUGUUUAUUUUUGCGCUGUGGAGUUUCUGAAGAAGUUAUGUUAAAUGCUUGAAGUAGAUAUGGGAAGAAACAAGUUUACAACCAUUUUCUUUUUUAAUAAUGAAAAAAUAUUUUCCUGACAAGUGAGAUCUAAAUGCUCUUUAUUGUAAAAGAGUUGUAAAUAUUUUUUAUUCUAAAUCCCAGUAAAAUUGACAGUGACUUGUAAAUAUAGUGCAUCUUCUUUAGUUCUUUUAGUAAAGAAUUUCUGUUCAUGUUUUUGGCAAGCUUUACAGUGAAUCCAAAGUACCUUUGAGUUCUUGCAAACUACAACUUGUUUCCCUCCAGAAGGUCUGAUUUCACUGGGAGAACCAUAUGCUUGUUGCGUUCUAAUUAAUGCAUCUCUGAAAUCAUUGAGUCAUUCACAACCAGCCAUUUUGGUUUGUUUUUGAGGGGGCUUGAUAAUGCUUUUUAAAAUUGUACAAAUUGCUUAAUCCACCUUGUUACUAUCCUGAGCCAUGUAAAAUGCCUGCAUUUUGUUGGGAAACAGGUCACCAUAACUAGUAGGAUGAGGCGCUCUACACGAGCCCGCUCUCUCCAUCCCGCAACGACAGACCCUCACAGGAUGCCUUGAGAGGGAGACACUGGGCUGUGCCUCUGUUUCCCGAGCGGUUUUUCCUUUUUUCUAUUCCAUUUCAAGAAAAGGCCCCUGGUUUGGGAGAGAGAGUUGCUUUUACUGAACCAAUUCUGUAGAAAUUUAUUUUGUUAGAAAACUUGUCUUUGGAACAAAGUGGCAGCUAUAAGAUUAUUUUUGUUUUGCCUCAGAAGUUUGAGGAAGCCAGCAAAACUCUAGUGGGGAGAUACCAACUUGGAGACCUAACACUCUUAAGUAGUAAUUUUAACUGUUUUAGUAGUUUUAUUUCUAAAAUGUUUUAUUUUGUAAUGAUGCAGCCAUGUGAGAUGGGGCUGACAUUUUUUUAUGAAGUGGUUAAGAGCAGGUCUAAUAAAUCCUGCAGUUGGCUCUGUAUGAAUGUUUGAAUCAAAAUUUUUAAAACAUGAAGAGUGAAAAUUUUCUCUUUUUUAGACUUUGGGAUCAAAGAAUUGCGUGCAUUUUUACUAAGUAGUAAUUUUAUAUUGAAUCAUACUGAAUUAUAAAAGUUUUUACAAUGUGUUUUCUUAAUAGAAUGCUUCAUCUUAAAUUAGAAAGCAGUCGUUACUUUAUAGUCUUGGAGUUUAAAAGUUUUUGUACUAAAGCAUUUACUACAAUUAUUUUUUAAAAAAUAAACCAGGUGAAUACCCCAAAAACAGCAUGUGGGUUAUAAGGAUUUGCCUAGUAAAAACUGUAGUAAGUAAGUACGUUUAAAUGUUUAAUUUCUCAUUUUUUGGGUUUUAACUCACGGUAUUAACUGUUCAUACAGUUAGCAGAUAUAGUCAUCAUCAAAUAAUAAUGACAGGAUAAUUAUACCCUUUUAGUUUGGGGGAAAGAAAAAUGAAAAUCCGUUGAUUAAUUACUGCUUUGUGUUGUGUGACUUUAUUAACAAAUAACACUAUAUGUAGGUCAUUUUUGACAAACUAACACCCCUGAAAAUCUCUGUGAAAAGCUAAUUUUUUAUAUCCUGAUUAAUAUAUUGUGAUUUUAGGCCCUCUUCAUGUGCUUCACUUGAUAGAGUUAAUCCAUAAAAUUGCUUUCCACUGUAGCUGAUAGAAUGAAGUAUUAUUUUGCGGACUGGAGGCCAAAGGGUCAAUGGAACCUUCUCACAGGUUUUUAAAGCUCCACUAAAAUUGUCUAUUUGUCUUUACUUUUUUGGUCAGAAGAGUUGGUAACUCUGUUGGAGCCUUCUAUUUUCCUGCCAAAAGCAAUGAAAUCUGGUUAAUUACUAAAACCAGUUCUUCCAGUCUCAAGUGCUAUACUCUCCAAGUUUGAAAUGGAAAGGGAUAUUAUGCAAUAAAUGAAAUUUUGGUUUUACUGUAUCUUUUGAUAUCAAGAUAAUGUGCUUGUUUGAAACCUUGUCCUUUUUUUGGAAUUUAGCAACUGUCUGCUUUUAACCCUUUGUUUUCCUCAAAAGCUAAGUCAGAGAUCUAGCGCGUUCAAGGGGUUGGGGAAACAGACAUCAAGUCCUUUGCACUUUGUACCUGUAAAUUACCUAAUAAAUUAUUGUACUAGUA